CUAAUGAAGAAGAAAUAUUUCGAGGCAAUGGCUUUGCACUGAAAUUAUUAUACGCAUUCACUAAAGUUCACGGUGGGGAAUAUUUACGAGAAACGCUUCAGCCGCCCAUAAAUGAUUUACUAUCGAAACCUGAGGAUUUUGAUUGUGACUUGAAUCCGGGAAAAUAUACACCUGCUGAAAUUGAAAGGAAUAAAAUAAAUUUAAAGGCCACAAUUGAAAUAUUCUUGAAUUCAAUUUAUUCUUCCAAUAUGAUGCCAAAAAUUGUUGAAAUGAAGUACCCAUUAAAGAAAUACACAGCAGUUGGAGCAUUUAUAUUUUUAAGAUUCUUUAAUCCAGCGAUCGCUUCUCCAGAUAGUGAGAAUCUUUGUAAACCCAUAGACAACCAAAGGGUUCGGCGUGCACUACUGUCUGUUACAAGGGUUAUCCAGACCAUUGCAAAUAAAGGUGCAAAUAAGGGUGUUAGAAAAGAAUCGCAUAUGAGCGAUCUGAAUGAUUUUAUUGUUGAAAAUGGUGCGAAAAUGAAUGCCUUUUUGGAGCGAAUUUCUCAAUUACCAAUAUCUACACCAACUUCUGAACUUAACACCAUUGAUACACCACCGAGAAGACUGGAUGAUGCUGACCGGAGGAUAUUACACAAAUUUUUACACGACAAUCUCGAAAAGAUGUAUAAAGAACUUCAGAAUCGUCGUGCUAAAUCUUUUGGGCUGCCUAAUGAUGAAUUAGCUCAGGCAGCUGCACAAGCAAAUAAAGCAAC
Messenger RNA from Racocetra persica, 754 nucleotides. NCBI's taxonomy places the organism in Eukaryota, Fungi, Glomeromycota, Glomeromycetes, Diversisporales, Gigasporaceae. The record is from the annotation of a GenBank genome assembly.